AUGGCCCUCCCUACCUCGUUCAAGCUCAACUCUGGCGCUGAGAUCCCCGCCCUUGGUCUCGGCACCUGGCAGUCCAAGCCCGGAGAGGUCACUCAGGCCGUCGCCCACGCCAUCAAGUCUGGCUACCGCCACAUUGACGGCGCCCUCUGCUACGCCAACGAGGACGAGGUGGGCCAGGGUAUCAAGGACUCUGGUGUCGCCCGCUCGGAGCUCUUCAUCACCUCCAAGCUCUGGUGCACCUACCACGACCGCGUCGAGGAGGGCCUUGACAUUACCCUCAAGUCGCUCGGCACCGACUACCUUGACCUGUUCCUCAUCCACUGGCCCGUCCGCACCGUCGAGAACGGCACCAGCAAGCUCUUCCCCGUCAAGGAGGAUGGCUCGCGCAACAUUGACCGCGCCUGGAACCAGGCCGAGACCUGGCGCCAGAUGGAGGCCGUCCUCGCCUCGGGCAAGGUCAAGGCUAUCGGUGUGUCCAACUUCUCCGAGCUCUACCUCCAGCGCCUGAGCAAGACCUGGAAGGUCACCCCUGCCGUCAACCAGGUCGAGCUCCACCCCUACAACCCCCAGCACUCGCUCAAGGCCUACUGUGACAAGCAGGGCAUCAUCCUUGAGGCCUACUCGCCCCUCGGAUCGGCCGGCUCGCCCCUCCACUCGGACCCCACCCUUGAGAAGGUUGCCGCCAAGCACGGCGUCCCCGUCUCGACCGUCCUCAUCUCGUACCAGAUCAACCGCGGUGUUGUCGUCCUCCCCAAGUCUGUCACCCCCAAGCGUAUUGAGGACAACCAGAAGGUCAUCAAGCUCGAUGCCGAGGACCUUGCCCUCAUUGACGGCCUCGCCGCCACGGGCAAGCAGCAGCGCUUCGUCUCGCCUCCUUGGGGCACCGACUUCGGCUACUCUGACUGGUUCGGCCCUGACAACAAGAACGCUCCCGCCGGCACCGUCUUCGAGUCGCGUGGCGAGACCUUCCCCGACCAGACCUUUCUCUAA
Apiotrichum porosum is the source of this 990-nucleotide messenger RNA. RefSeq lists its product as uncharacterized. Gene Ontology annotation, cellular component: cytosol. The transcript has 2 exons. Gene Ontology annotation, molecular function: aldose reductase (NADPH) activity. The coding region runs from base 1 to 990 and encodes 329 amino acids. NCBI's taxonomy places the organism in Eukaryota, Fungi, Basidiomycota, Tremellomycetes, Trichosporonales, Trichosporonaceae. The record is from RefSeq and is a predicted model, not a curated record.